CUAUGGCUGCGCUGGGACCAAGGGAGCACCGCGGUGGUUACUGAGGCCAGGGGAUUCAGGAGUAGUGCUGAGGGUCCCAGCCGGUGGCUUCUGUAGGCCGGUCGUAGAUUCGAACCUGAGGUCGGAGCCGGAGGCGGCGAAUCGGGGGAGGAGCGAAGAGAGGGCGGGAUUUCCGCCGAGAGGGAUCCGGCCGCUCGGGGGGUGGGGCUUCCCGGACCCGGCUGCGUUUCCCGCGUGCGGGGCCGGGUGCUGUGAGCCCCUGCAGACACCCUCCGCGCCCUCUCCCAGGCGGCCAAGGAUGACCACCCUCACGCGCCAAGACCUCAACUUUGGCCAAGUGGUGGCCGACGUGCUCUCCGAGUUCCUGGAGGUGGCCGUGCACCUGAUCCUCUAUGUACGCGAGGUCUACCCGGUGGGCAUCUUCCAGAAGCGCAAGAAGUACAACGUGCCGGUUCAGAUGUCCUGUCACCCGGAGCUGAACCAGUAUAUCCAGGAUACACUUCACUGCGUGAAACCACUCCUGGAGAAGAACGAUGUGGAGAAGGUGGUGGUGGUGAUUUUGGAUAAGGAACACCGCCCAGUGGAGAAGUUUGUCUUUGAGAUCACUCAGCCACCCUUGCUGUCCAUCAAUUCAGACUCCCUCCUGUCUCACGUGGAGCAGCUGCUUCGAGCCUUCAUCCUUAAGAUCAGCGUGUGUGAUGCUGUGCUGGACCACAACCCUCCAGGCUGCACAUUCACAGUCCUUGUGCACACAAGAGAAGCCGCCACUCGGAAUAUGGAGAAAAUACAGGUCAUCAAGGACUUCCCAUGGAUCCUGGCAGAUGAACAGGAUGUCCACAUGCAUGACCCCCGCUUGAUACCCCUAAAAACCAUGACAUCGGACAUUUUAAAGAUGCAGCUCUACGUUGAAGAGCGAGCUCAUAAAAACAGCUGAGGGCAUGCCUGCUGCCAGAUGCCCAGCUGUCCCACUCUGGGGACCAGGCCCAGGGCGGUGCUGCAGGGCCCCAGACUCCAAGUGCUCUUACUGCCUUGACAUGUGGCCGCCCCUCUGGUCAGGCUGCUCAGCCCUGCUUGCCUUUGUGAGGCAGCCUCCCCAGGAGCCCAGGGGAAGGAUGCCCAGACAGACAGAUGCCAGGACAGACGCCAUCUCUCAGCAGCCUCCUGGGCUCAGCAGGCUGACACUGUCCAUCUGAAAACACUGUGCCGUGUGUUAUUGUUAAUAAAGUGGCCCCAAGGGCUGACUGCGUUGUCAUUAA
Grammomys surdaster is the source of this 1256-nucleotide messenger RNA. RefSeq names its product mitotic arrest deficient 2 like 2 (gene Mad2l2). NCBI's taxonomy places the organism in Eukaryota, Metazoa, Chordata, Mammalia, Rodentia, Muridae. Gene Ontology annotation, cellular component: zeta DNA polymerase complex. Bases 299 to 934 code for a protein of 211 amino acids. The transcript has 8 exons. The record is from RefSeq and is a predicted model, not a curated record.